CAAGAUGGCGGGCGCCGCUUCGCAGGGCUUUUCCUCCGCCGCCGCCGUGGUCCGGAUCCAGAGCGACUGGGACCAAGUCCUGAGGAAGAACGAGGAAGAGGCUUGGCUGAGUUGCAGGAGCCCAGGAAAAGCAACUCUGUAUGGCACAUUGACCUGUCGGGGAAUCAACUCAGAUGGAAUUCCUGAAAUCACAGCCUCUGAAGGCUUCACUGUUAGCGAAAUAACAAAGAAAAGUGUGCUUGUUUCUUGUCCUCGUGAAAAGGCAUCCACCAGAUUCCUCGCACCUUAUACAUCCUUCUGCAGAAUCCAUCAAAAAAGUAUCACUUGCCUUGACAUUUCCAGUGGUGGCGGACUUGGGGUGUCAACCAGUGCUGAUGGGACUAUGAAAAUUUGGCAGGCUGCAAACGGGGAAAUAAGAAGGUGUUUGGAAGGCCACGUGUACGACGUGAACUGCUGCAGGUUUUUCCCAUCGGGCCUUGUGGUCCUGAGCGGAGGGAUGGACGCCCGGCUCAAGAUCUGGUCAGCGGAAGAUGGCAAGUGCGCUGCGACGUUUCAAGGCCACAAAGCAGGAAUCCUCGACUUGGCCGUUAUCGACCGUGGGAGGAAUGUGGUCUCCGGCUCUCGGGACGGCACUGCCCGCCUCUGGGACUGUGGGAAGUCAGCCUGCCUAGGCGUUGUGGUGAAUUGUGGCGCCCCAGUAAAUGGAAUUGCCGUGAAUGACGCCGACAACACCUUGAACCUGGGCUCACCUGAACAACCACCAAGUGAGCGCGAAGUUGGGACCGAAGGGAAACUCUUGCUUCUGGCCCGAGAAGACAAAAAGCUUCAAGGCGUGGGAUUGCAAAGCAGGCAACCGGUUUUUCUUUUCAUUGGCUCUGAUGCAUUCAACUGCUGCAUGUUCCUCUCUGGCAUCUACUUCCUGGGAGGGACUCAAGAUGGAAAUAUAUACCAACUGGAUGUGAGAAAUACCAGGGCUCCAGUUCGAAUUAUUCGUCGGUCGGGGGCCCCUGUCCUCUCCCUGAUGCCUUACAAAGAUGGAUUCAUUGCCAGCCAAGGGGACGGGACCUGUUUUAUCAUGCAGCAAGACCUCGAUCAUAUUGUUGAACUCACUGGACCAGAUUGUGACCCUGUAUAUAAGGUGGCCACCUGGGAGAAGCAGAUCUAUUCCUGCUGCCGAGACGGGACCGUAAGGAGAUACCAACUUUCAGAACUUUGAACAAAGAUAGAAACUAUUUCUGAACACUUUACCAAAUGCUGGGUGUAUUUUGAAAUUUCCAUGGUUUUGUACUGUAAAUACAACUGGAGGACACAUUUGUUUGGGGACCUCAUGAAGACACAAUGAUCCUGAAUCGAACAGCUAAUGAUCUUCAACACGAGCCACAACCCACAUUUAUUUGGGUUAUGGUCCAGUCUGCUUUUGCAGACAAUAUGUUGUUGGUCUCUCCUUGUUGUUUCUAAAAGGAGAAAGAAAAUCAAGGCGAGAAGACCUCCCAAAAAGAUGUUUUUAGUAUGUUUUGUCUACCUCUCGACUAGAAAGGAAACCAAUAAAAAAAAUUGUUUGAAAACAUCACGCCCUCCUAAACAGAAUGAUCCUUUUUUUCUGGUGCUUCUCAAUAAAUAUUGUUCUAGUUGUAAAUCUCCAUUCAAAAUAAAGCUGAUUUCAUCUUGAA
Molecule: messenger RNA, 1670 nt
Organism: Anolis sagrei ordinatus
Lineage: Eukaryota; Metazoa; Chordata; Lepidosauria; Squamata; Anolidae
Source: RefSeq, a predicted model, not a curated record